Molecule: messenger RNA, 2885 nt
Organism: Dimorphilus gyrociliatus
Lineage: Eukaryota; Metazoa; Annelida; Polychaeta; Dinophilidae
Source: the annotation of a GenBank genome assembly
AUUAGGCGGUUUUCCUCGAAUGAAUAAUCUGCUUCAUAUUCGUGAAGCUGGCCUGUAGAUUUCUAAAAAUUGCUUGAUUUUUCUUAUUAAACUUUCAAACUAAAGGAUUGUGUAUACCAAGAUAUGUCAGGGAAAACAAUCCAUCAUAUCGAAAUUAUUAAUUGUAUCAAAUGUAAAACUGAAGAAAAAUAUUAUGUAAGUAUUUUUUUAUUUGAAAAAGAUAAUAGGAGUUUUUGAUGAUACAACAAAAUACUAGCAUUUGAAGUAACAGCUAAUCUGGAGAUGGACACCAAAACAUCUAAACUUAAAAUAUCAGUAAGUCGAAGAAAGGCCAAAAAUCUAAAUACUACCAAUAUUGCGAGUUGUCAUGUUAAAUCGUUAAGUUUUUUGUGGCCUUCUAUUUAAUUUUGGCAGGCUACCAGUAGAAUUCCUUUGAAUAAAUAUUUUAUAUUAAUAAAAAUGAAAUUGAGAAGAAAAAAUUGUUUAAAAACAUUGCUUAUGUUGGCAUUUUUAGUUGCUAAUUAAAUCCUAGCUGCUGGUGUCCGAUAUCAAUCUGGUUCUAAGUUAGAAGGAUAUCUACUUGUUUAAAAAAUUUUGAUCUACCUAUUUAAGUAGAAUGCAGAGUAGCUAACAAUCCAAAAAAAGUACAUGUCUAUAUUAUCAAUUACGGUCAAUGUGUAUCUUGAAAAAUGUUAUGUCAGUUUUAUUAGUUACUAAUAUUAUUUAAGAAAAUCAAACUGCAAGUUUUUAUGACAUGUUUGCAAUUUAUGCACUUUGCAAAUACUAUUCAUUAAAUUUUGUAAAUGUUAUUUUUGUCUGAGAAAUGCUAUUUUCUUAUCAGCCUUUUAACUGAGAGUUACUUUUUUGUACGUCUUUAUAGGUUUAUGCCAUUAAGCUGCUAUGGACAGAUGGGACGAAAAAUGUAGUUUAUCGAAGAUACAGCGAAUUUCGAAAAUUGCAUGUGAGUUUUCAAAUUCAUGAGAUUAAAUGUCAAAUAGGUUGGCUAAGUAUGGGUCAUGCGAUUAUUCAUACAUUUUCGUUUGCAACUUACUGAUAAUUAAAAUAUCCUGUCGAAUUAGUUAAAAGUUAUCCUCAUUUGUUCAAAUUUGGGACAAAUUUUGAAGAAAUAAUGCCAAAAUUUCCUCCCAAGCAUCCUAGGAAAUGUCGACAAAUUGCAGAAAGUCGGCUUAAACCUCUAAAUGAUUAUUGCAAGUCUCUUCAAACCUUGGAAAAGUAUUUUAGCCGGGAUAUUCUUGUUCAGACCUUCUUCAGCCCUAAGGAGAGUGAUCUUGAUGAUAACGAACCAUCAAGAAAUAAUUCUUCAAAAAAUAUGGAAAUAUCCACUCCCAGGAAACUACAAGAAUGGCUAUGCAUAGAAGACUUUUGUCCUGAGGGAGAGUAUGAGGUAGCUGUAAAAAAAUUUGAAAUUGUCCGAGUGAUGGAAAAGUUUGAUAGCGGGUGGUGGCGAAUAAGCACGGAAGAUGGCUCUAUAGGUUGCGUUCCGGCUUCAUAUCUUCAACUCAGUCAAAACAAUGUUGUUCUGCCAGAGGCAAAAUGGUAUGAAUGUAUAAAGCCCUACUCCGCUUCUACUGACGAUGAAUUAUCACUAGAGUUGAAUCAGGAAGUCUUAAUUACAAAAACAAACGUAACGGGAUGGUGGCUAGGAUGGGCCAAUGGAAGAGAAGGCCUAAUUCCAAAGGCCUGUAUAAAGGAAAAAACAUCAAAUGCUGCUGAUGGAAACAGUUUUAGAAAAGAGAAUUUUCAUUUAUCUGUUGGCUUAUUCAAAGCUAUAGAAGAUUAUGCACCAGUCUCCGAUAAUUGCGUCAAACUUAACUCUGGGGAUAUAGUUUGCAUAACAGCAAUAUAUCCUGAUAAUUGUUGGAUGUAUGGAACAAAGCAUUUAUCUCGAAUACCAUGUGACAAAAAGCGUUGUAAUAAAUGCGGCUGGAUACCUGCUCAAUUUUUGAUUAAAGUACCAGAUAAUUCAUGUUCUAUUGCAUCAGAAAAUGGUAUUAAUGGGGAAAAUAUCUCAGAAUCCACAUGUGAAUCUUUGGACAGCCAUCCAGUCAGGGGAAUAUUUAAAUUGUAAAAAACCUCCUAUAGUGAAGCCUAAACCAACUAUUAGAUAAGCAUAUAAGAAAAAUGGCCUAAAAAGAAUUUAUUAAAUAUAAAGGCAUAAUAUGAUUCAACAUUAUUUCAUAAAUCUAUCAUUGCAUAAAUUUAUCUUUGCAAGUCUUUAAUUUAAAUAGAAUAUUUAAAACAAACAAUUGAUUUGAAGAUAUAGAUUGUCAUAUUCUCUCGUUCAUAUCUUUGUACAGCUUUCACUCAUUAUUUCUGAAUAUUUAUUCAUCAAACGAUCACAGUAUUAAAUUAAUAGUUAAUUAGAUGCAAUCGUUAUUUAAAUUGGGGUGUUUGUUUUAAUCGAGGCUAGGUGACCUUAAUAACUAUUAUUUGUGGGACUAAGGAGUUUAUGUAAAAUAUUUAACGGUAUCUUUAUGAAUGGAGUCAAAUAAAUUUUUAAAAUAUUUCUUAUUCACUUUGUAUAUUCAAACUCAUAACUGUUCCUUUGACAAGUACACCACAAUAAAUAAUGAUGUCCGUAUAUCUUACUUAUUAAACUUUGAAAUAUAAAAUUUUUAGAAAUUUUUUUUGACAAUAGAUAAAUUUGGUGGGAAAUUCUUUCACAUCUGCAACGAUUGCUCUAGUUUUAUUAUUUGACUGAGUUAUUUUAUUAAGUAAACGAUGUAUAGCUAUAUUUAGUAACAAUCUAAUUUAUAGAAAAUGCUUUGUUCAUAUGAACAUUACUCUUCCUGAAAAGUAGAAUAUUGCCAUGACAGACUAGACUGUUUGAGCAGACACAUAUAAAAGAUAUACUUCUUUAUAUA